AUGGAAAAGCAGAACUGGUUUGGACUAAAUGCCCAGCUAGGCACUUUUCUCUCUGGUGUCUUCACCAUCUUUGUCACCGCCAUGUAUGUUGUGUUUGAAGAGAAGUACAUGAGAAAUCCCAACUGUUCCACUGAAAAUAAGCUAGGGGAGACUGUGAAUGACUAUAUCAUCUGUUGGAGCUAUAGUAUCACCUUUUGCUUGUCCAUAGUCACCAUUCUCAUCAGCUGUUUACUCUUGUAUUCGGUAUAUGCCAAAGUCUACCAAGGGAUGGUGAUCUAUGUCAUUUGGAUUAUCUUCUAUGAAGCUGUCAACACUCUGCUGCAGUCCCUGACCAACAGUACUCGCUAUGUGAUCCCUAGAGAAGUGAGGUUUUUGCGCUGGUUUGGCCUCAUCUCCUGUAUUUUCAUGCAUGGGUUCUGGAUGUUUUUUGUGAUCAAGUAUGCUCACAUAGUAUACAGAAAUCAGAUGCAGAGUAAGGUCAUUUCCUACAGCCGUCGUCUCUCUACCAAUGUGGAAUCAAAGCGAGAGAGGCCACCCUACCCAAAUAUGCCAAAGCUCAGUUACCCAUCUCGGAUUCGUAUAAAAUAA
This is a messenger RNA of Trichosurus vulpecula (common brushtail), 588 nucleotides long. Its product is annotated as transmembrane protein 217-like. The transcript has a single exon. Lineage: Eukaryota; Metazoa; Chordata; Mammalia; Diprotodontia; Phalangeridae. The coding region runs from base 1 to 588 and encodes 195 amino acids. The record is from RefSeq and is a predicted model, not a curated record.